Molecule: messenger RNA, 2830 nt
Organism: Poecile atricapillus (Black-capped chickadee)
Lineage: Eukaryota; Metazoa; Chordata; Aves; Passeriformes; Paridae
Product: probable G-protein coupled receptor 85
Exons: 2
Coding region: 322-1434 (370 amino acids)
Biological process (GO): G protein-coupled receptor signaling pathway
Cellular component (GO): plasma membrane
Molecular function (GO): G protein-coupled receptor activity
Source: RefSeq, a predicted model, not a curated record
AAAGAAAAAAGAAAAGGGAAUAGGAUUGAGAGAAAGAAGAAGAAUGAGUGACGGUAGAGAAGAAUAGGAAGGAUCGCCAGGGUAAAGCAGCCGCCGGUCGGCGGGAAGGAGCAGCUCUGGCAUGUGGGGAUCUCCGGCACCAACAGAUAUUUUGAUGGCAUGACAAAUCAGAAAGAAGAGGAUGUACUGUAUGACUAGACACAAGAUCAGUUCUGUUUGUGGAUUACAUUUUCAGUAAGAUGUAUGGAUCUAUUUUUUCCUUGUUCUUAAAUAUAGAUCAUGAGACUUGACUGAGGCAAUAUACAUAUCAUCCAUCCAUCUAUGGCGAACUACAGCCAUGCAGCUGACAACAUUUUACAAAAUCUCUCUCCUUUAACAGCUUUUCUGAAACUGACUUCACUGGGUUUCAUAAUAGGAGUCAGUGUGGUGGGUAACCUUCUGAUCUCCAUUUUGCUAGUCAAAGAUAAGACCUUGCAUAGAGCUCCUUACUACUUCCUGUUGGAUCUUUGCUGCUCAGAUAUCCUCAGAUCUGCAAUUUGUUUCCCUUUUGUUUUCACCUCGGUAAAAAAUGGCUCUACGUGGACGUAUGGGACUCUUACUUGCAAAGUGAUUGCCUUUUUGGGGGUUUUGUCCUGCUUUCACACUGCUUUCAUGUUAUUCUGCAUAAGCGUCACGAGAUACUUAGCUAUUGCCCACCACCGUUUUUAUACGAAAAGACUGACCUUCUGGACUUGUUUGGCUGUUAUCUGUAUGGUGUGGACUCUCUCUGUAGCCAUGGCUUUCCCCCCAGUUUUAGAUGUGGGCACCUACUCAUUCAUUAGGGAGGAAGACCAAUGCACUUUCCAGCAUCGUUCCUUCAGGGCUAAUGAUUCCUUGGGAUUUAUGCUUCUUCUUGCCCUUAUCCUCCUAGCCACACAGCUUGUCUACCUCAAGCUGAUAUUUUUUGUUCACGAUCGCAGGAAAAUGAAGCCAGUCCAGUUUGUUGCAGCAGUGAGCCAGAACUGGACUUUUCAUGGUCCUGGAGCGAGUGGUCAAGCAGCUGCUAAUUGGCUGGCUGGAUUUGGAAGGGGUCCCACACCUCCAACCUUGUUGGGAAUCAGGCAAAACGCGAACACCACAGGCAGGAGGAGGCUACUGGUUUUAGAUGAAUUCAAAAUGGAGAAGAGAAUCAGCAGAAUGUUCUACAUCAUGACAUUCCUCUUUCUGACCUUGUGGGGUCCCUAUUUGGUAGCCUGUUACUGGAGAGUUUUUGCAAGAGGGCCUGUAGUACCUGGGGGAUUUCUAACGGCCGCUGUCUGGAUGAGUUUUGCCCAAGCUGGAAUCAAUCCUUUUGUCUGCAUUUUCUCCAACAGGGAGCUGAGGCGCUGUUUCAGCACAACCCUUCUUUACUGCAGAAAAUCCAGGUUACCAAGGGAACCUUACUGUGUUAUAUGAGGGAGCAUCUGUAAAUCUUUAGCCUUGUGAAACACUACCAUUCUCUGCUAAGCAAUUGUGGCCUGUAGCCAUGUCUUGAGGAGAAAAUCAAGAACGGGAUGUCAGCAGCUGUAAGGAUUUGGGCAACAUUCUGCAGUCUUUGCAAUAGCUCACCUUUAAUCCUGUUUUAAACCUAAACAUGUUCCUGCUGACCACUGCUGAAGGUUUGUAAUUAAGAACAAAGGACUGAACUACUGCCCUGAAUUCCUUUAUGUGGUUGAAAUCUAGAUUAUGAAAGUAGCAGGUGCUAAGUAUCAGUGCUAAAUGCUGUGUAUAUCACUACAUAAAAUAAGAACAUCAAAAAGAUUAGCAUUGGACAUCUUAAUAAAUUAAGUUGAUAUGAGGUUAAUGUGUUGAUAAAACUAAUUUUAGACAUCUGAAGACCUUUAAAACAUUUCAUACAAUUAUUAUUUUGCAAAGACUGAAAACUGGGGACUCAAGUACUGUAACUGAUUAAAGAUGUGCCAUGCAUUAUUGGAUUAUCACACUUACAAAUCUGUUUGCCUUGUGAGUAAGUUUUGGGGAGCAUUCCAAAGCAGUAUUUUUGUUCAGAUUUUGACUUUAAUUUUUUUUUCUCCAAAUAUAUUACUCUUUCUAAUUACCAUUUUCCUUAACAGUGAAAUUACUAACAUUUAACUGUAUUCUGUGUUUUUUGCUGAUUUGGUAUAAAGUUUAAUAGACUCUUAUUUAUAUUUUUUAAAAAGCUAGAUAUCAGUCUGUUAGGCAACGUUAAUGAUAAUAUCCAGUCAUAAUUGAACAGUUAUAAUUAUACAGAAUAAACACAUGUUGCCUUAAAGGGUUAUCUAGUAUCUUCCAUUUUGUUUAGCAUUGAAGCAAAUAAGCAAGGAAAAUUGAAUCAAUAACUCUGGUCAGUCAUUUGGGAGUGCAUGAAAGAUCACUUAGUCCUCUUUUUUCCUUUUUACUCCAAUGGUUCCCAAAAUCAAUAUGCACAUCACUGGGAUUAUGUGAUUUCUUUCCUAGGUGUGCCGCCCUUUCUAGUUUGUUCUGGGAGACACAGGCAGUUGAUGUAUGUUUAUAUUUUAAGACAGCUGUCAUGGGGAGACCGCAGCCUUAGUAUGAUAUCUUGCACAAUUUGUGAAGCAUUUAUUCUACUGAAGGCACAGUCUUGUUUAUAUUUUCUGCACAUUUUGGUGUAUUGGUUGUUUUAAAUUAUUUAAGUUUUAACUUGUGAAAGCAUAUAAUAUGAUUUCUUAGUAUUUUAGAGAUACAUUAGAGUCUGUGAGUCUUUCCUUCUUUAAGAUACAGAUGUGUGGAUUUCAAUAUAAAGUUGCAUUUGCCAAAAUUUACCUGUGUAGCUUGUUAAUUUUCUUGGAAUAAAAUUUUACAUUUUUCCAGU